Messenger RNA from Blastomyces dermatitidis ER-3, 1813 nucleotides. RefSeq lists its product as hypothetical. The transcript has 11 exons. NCBI's taxonomy places the organism in Eukaryota, Fungi, Ascomycota, Eurotiomycetes, Onygenales, Ajellomycetaceae. The record is from RefSeq and is a predicted model, not a curated record. Gene Ontology annotation, molecular function: methyltransferase activity. Bases 325 to 1179 code for a protein of 284 amino acids.
AAAAAGGCGCUGAUAAUCUUCCCCUCUGCCGCCAUGUUUUCAUUUUUUUUUUUUUUUUUCUCUCUCGAUCACUCGCCGCCUUUUCGCUGGCUUCUGUUUCCCUUCUCCUCGCCUCGCCCGCGCAUUUUCGGACCCGGACCAGAAGAAGGCGACGAACUAUAUAGAAGCAUAUAUAUAGAUAUAUAGACAUAUAUAUAUAUUCGUAAAGACAUCCGCUUCCUUUCUCGAUGCGGAAUUUAUCACAGGCUAUAUCGUUGCUAGCCGCGUGGGACAUCAGCGUCCAAGGAUAAAAUCCAUACAUAUAUCAGAAUAAUUUCUUCGCAAAUGUCCUCCGCAAACGAAUCACCGCCUAUCUCGGUUGAUUCUGAGUGCGAUACCAGUGGUGACCAGAUCUAUGGUGAUGACCUCUCGUCGUUCGUGCAAUCCUUAGCUUCGACUGUUAUCACAGAGACUUAUGAAAAUGAUACCAUUCUUUUAGAGAAGGCUAAGGAGAGUAACCGACUUGAUAUCGUUCAUUAUAUGAUGGUCACGCUCUGCGAUGAAAAGCUUCACCUUGCACCCAUUGGACCGAGUCCCCAGAAUAUCCUCGAUAUUGGAGCUGGGACGGGCAUUUGGUGCUGUGAAAUGGGUGAUGAAUAUCCUUCUGCACAGAUAUUAGGCGUGGACUUGAGCGCAAUACGAAACACAAUGCACGCCACCCCAGAAAACGUGAGAUUCGAAAUCGACGACAUAGAAAGCGAGUGGGCAUUUAUCGACUCGUUCGACUACAUCCAUUGCCGCUACAUGUACGCUGCAAUACGAGAUUGGCCACGGCUGGUUGAAAGAUGUUUUGAGCACCUGACACCUGGCGGCUGGGCGGAAUUCCAAGACUUCGAUGUUCAUUGGUAUUCCGAUGACGGAUCGUACGAUCCCAAGUCAGCCCUCGGUCGAUGGUUCAGCCUGUUCUAUGAAGCUGCCCGCCAGCAUGGCCGGGAGCUGGCGCCCGGGCCUAGACUUGAAGGGCUGGUCCGCGGCGCUGGUUUCACGGAUGUGGUUGUUAAGAAGAUGCGGGUUCCUGUUGGAAGGUGGCCGAAAGAUCCGAAAUUGGUGCGUAUCCGUCCUUUAUCAUCAUUAUAUUUCAGUAUUUCAUUUAUUUGCUUGUUUAUUUUUGUUUCCCUCCCACCAGACCUGUGUAAUUAGAGAAACAAUGGGAAGAAGGGGCUGAGUUGACUAAAACGGUCGGGACCUGGAACCUCCUCCAAGUCAUCGAGGGCAUGGAAGGAUUUUCUUUGGCCCUCUUCUCACGCGUAUUGGGAUGGUCUCCUGAUGCCAUCCAAGCCUUCGUCUCUGAGGUGGUGAAGGACCUCCGCAAUCCAAAAAUGCACGCACAGUUCGAUCUAUACAUUGCCUACGGCCGUAAACCUGAAUCGAGCACAUGAUAUGCAUCCAACACGGGGACGGUUGGAAACAAAUUCUAAGCCGUUGAGAAUGUUUAAAUGGAAGGCGAAUCCCAAAUCUACGAAUUUGAAAAAGCAAAAAGGAAAAAGAAAAAAGAAAAAAAAAAACAUUGACGAUCUCAACUAUCUUGAAACAUGCGACUUCCGGUCGAUUUCUUCUAUCCAGUUCGAGUUUCUGGAAGGAGGAAGGCCGAAGGAAGUGGGAAUGGGUGGCUUAUUCUCCAAUUACAUAGGGAAAAUGGAAAAGAAAAAAAAAAGAAAAAAAAAUUGUUUGAGAAACGGGGAGUAAUUAAGAACAAGCACAUAUGCAUACAUACAUACGUACAUAUAUAUAUAUAUAUAUAUAUAAGCCUUAGCGCAAUAUACAUAUAUGGGAA